Molecule: messenger RNA, 2760 nt
Organism: Betta splendens (Siamese fighting fish)
Lineage: Eukaryota; Metazoa; Chordata; Actinopteri; Anabantiformes; Osphronemidae
Product: free fatty acid receptor 2
Exons: 2
Coding region: 1214-2128 (304 amino acids)
Biological process (GO): G protein-coupled receptor signaling pathway; cellular response to fatty acid
Cellular component (GO): plasma membrane
Molecular function (GO): G protein-coupled receptor activity
Source: RefSeq, a predicted model, not a curated record
CUGGUACAAGCAGACGAUGCACUGUUCACAGCGAAUGCACCCACUUCACUGCGUCUGAUUAUUUCAUAUUAACCUGACAUCCAAGUCCCCAAUGCUUCUGUACGUUGGACCAUUGAUGAAAAUGACGCUGAACUCUUCUCCAUCAGUUUUGUUUCCUCAGAGAAGAAUAAUGUGCGUGUGUGGCAUAACUUGCAUGAAUCACAAGCGUCUUGUGUAGACAGCUCUCUGUGACCGUGUGCAGGGGGGCAAGUCCUAUUUUUACCUUACACCUACAGUAGUUUCACUUUACAGCCUCCUUACGCUGCUUUAUUGUUCACUGGAAUUGUUUUGUGCUUUGGUGCAGUGUUCAUUUACAGAAAACAGGUGAGCGAACUUUGCUCCCUGACAAGAUGAGGGUUGUGUUGUGAUGGGUUUAUUAUCAUUACAUACAGAGAUUGACCCUGCGCUGAAUAGUAUUAACUUCCUAAGGUAUGUAACAGGAAUUUGGUGUUGUCUGUCAAAUCUACAAUUAAACAUGUAAAGGUGGCUUAAAUAUUUAAUUAAAUUGAUAUUUAUGAUGCUGGUGCUAGUUGGAUCAUUUUAAUAAUAACUUUACUAAAGUUAAUGAAAUCUUGAUCUAAACUUUCUGUUUUUCUAAAUUGCUUAUGAAGACAUGCUUCUCUUAAGCUCCGCAAUAAACCUACAGGUGUUUAGAGUUUUCCCUCCACGGGGCAAUGAUGGGACACUGGCGUAUGGAAAUCAAGAUCUGCAUUAUGUGCACGUGAAAAAAUAAUUUGUUUAUCUGAAAUGAUGCCUUCUCUGAGCUUGUUGUGUGGGCGUAACUGUCAAUAAACGCAGGCUUGUGGACGGAUGAGAUCAAAACCUAAUUAGAGUGUUUAGAGGUUGUGUUAGCAGAGAUCUGGUGGGAGGAGGGCCUUUAUUAACAUAUCCAAUAUCAAAGUCAACACCGGCCCCAGUUUUGCAUUUUGGUUAAUAUUUACCAUCGGAUACUGAUUUACCAAGUGCUCAGAGCAGGAUGACUGCAGCAGUGUCUCACGCAGGGCCCCUCUGUGACCACGCACUGCUUCCGCCUGUGUCAUAUUUUAUCAUGCUCAUCUUUGAACUGAAGUUAUAAAGCGUAGUCGGUGAUGAAAGGAGGACGAGGCGGCCAACACAGCACUUCAGGUCAUUUUGAGGUUUUUACUUCUGCCACACGUUCACUGCAGGUUUCACCAUGGAAGUGGUCGUGCAGAGCGAGGUGAUUCUAUCCGUGUACAUCAUUUCCUUCCUGAUAGGACUUCCAGCCAACCUCGUGGCUCUCUACGCCUUCAUCGUCAAGAUCCACGCGAAGCCCCUUCCCAUCGACAUCCUGCUGCUCAACCUGAUCGUCUCCGACCUGCUCUUCCUCCUCGUCCUCCCCCUCAAGAUGCACGAGGCGGCGUCGGGCAUGACGUGGGACCUGCCCGGCUUCCUGUGCUCCGUCACCUCCUUCACCUUCUUCUCCACCAUCUACACCAGCUCCCUGCUGCUGAUGGCGGUGGGCGUGGUGCGCUACGUCAGCGUGGCCUUUCCUGUCGCCUACCACCGGCUGCAGAGGCCGGCGUACGCCAUCGCCAUCAGCGCCGUCGUCUGGACCGUCUCCAUGGCGCACUGCAGCAUCACCUUCAUCAUCCAGCUCCACCCCUCCCUGGCCAACGACAACUCCACCGUCUGCUACGAGAACUUCACGGAGAAGCAGCUGGAGGUCCUGCUGCCCGUGCGCUUGGAGUUCUUCUUCGUGCUGUGCCUCGUGCCGCUGCUGAUCUGCGUCUUCUGCUACCUGCGCUGCAUCUGGAUCCUGUACACGCGCCCCAGGAUAUCGCGCAUGCAGAAGCAGAAGGCCAUCGGCAUGGCCCUGGGGACCCUGGCCGUGUUCCUCGUCUGCGUCAUACCCUACAACUUCUCCCACGUGAUGGGCUACUUCCAGGGUGAGAGCCCCACGUGGAGGUACUACACCUUGCUGCUCAGUGCCUUCAACACCUGCAUUGAUCCCAUCAUCUUUUACUUCUCCUCCUCCACCUUCCAGUUUUCCAGCGACAAGUUCAUUUUCAAGAAGAAAGUAAAGACUUCAGGAAUGCAAAUGCAAUGCACAACCUCAAGCCAUGAGUGACGGACACUCCUUCACUCUCAAUGCCUAAUCUGUUUUAUAAAUGACAUUAUUGUACUGUACAUUACAGAUGUUACAUCAGAACUAUGGCGACUGCUUCAGCACUUUAUUUAUGUACUUUAUUUCUAUCAGAAUAGCUUUUGAAGAGUGACCUAAAGCUGAACUCAGAAACAUCAUUAAGAAUAUAGUUUUAGCAACAUGGGUGUUUCCAUGAGUUGGCCGUGUAUCAGCAGUGUGGGUCAUGGUUUCAGCUUGAUGCAUUACACUGUGUUUGCCCAGAAAGUUCACUUCCUGGUGAACAUUGUCAUCACGUGCAGAACACACAGAGGAGGAAUUGUGAGCACAGACAUAUUAGAUUAUAUUAGAGAUAUAUUAAAAUUAAUAUGUGCAACAGAAUGGAUCCCUUCAUGUCAUGCAGUAUUAUGGUCCUAUCAAGUAAUAUUACACAUUUGCGUAUUAUAUAAAUUCACAAAACAAAAACAAAGGGAAAAUGUGACGCAGGAAAACAAAAUGAUUUAGUGGCUUUAAGACAGAUGUGCAGUCAGACAAGGGCACUCACAUUAAAGCUCGGUAGGUAGGUGGGUAUGUUUAUACAAUGCUUAUAUAAAUGUAUGACCUCCUGGUCAUUUUGUUGA